GCAAUGCGCUAACCACUGCGCCACCGCUCCCCACUCGGGCGGUAUAGACACAGAAAGACAGACGCGCAAUGCGAAGUGACGGGGCGACUCCCCCCCACCCAAACCACCGUUGUUCGGACGUUCUCUUUGGGUCACGGAACGCCAACUUUCAUCCAAUGGUGUGCGCCCAGUGUGUUUUUUUUGUGUGUGGAUUCCGCCCCAUAGCAAGUUGCGCUUAUUUCAUUAAUUUAGACGCUUGAGCCAAAGCUCUCUCUCUCCCUCUCUCCCUUAGCCUGGCACGGAGAUGGCACCCAGGGCGAGAAUGUUCAGCACGCGGUGGCUCCUGCUGCUGCUGCUGCCGGCGGCGCUGUGCGGGCUGGUGGCCGAGAAGCAGCAUCGCCUGAGCGGCAUGAGCGGAUCGUUCACGUCGCCCGGCUACCCGACGCCGUACAAAAACCAGGUGCUCCACACCUGGCAACUGUCCGUACCGGCCGGGUACCGCUUGCGCCUGCAGUUCCAGCACUUCGAGGUGGAGCCGUCGUACCUGUGCGAGUACGACUACUUGAAGGUGAUGGCAGGCGAGCAGCAGCUGGGCUUGUUUUGCGGCCAGCACAGCACGGAUACAGAGAAGGUCCCCGGGAAGGAGCCCAUCCUGGCGCCCAGCAACACCAUGACGGUCACCUUCCGCUCCGACUACUCCAACGAGGAGCACUACACGGGGUUCGCGGGCCACUUCACCGCCGUGGACAUCGACGAGUGCGUGGAGUAUGCCGAGCACGAGGAGCUCGCCUGCAAUCACUUCUGCCACAACUACCCGGGAGGGUACCUGUGCUCCUGCCGCCACAGCUUCACCCUGGAUCCAGACGGACGCACCUGUACAGUGGAGUGCAGUGGCCUCGUGUUCACGGAGCGGCAGGGCGAACUGUCGAGCCCAGAGUACCCCAAGCCUUACCCGUGGGCCUCCCAGUGCAGCUACACGGUGCGCCUGGAGGAGGGCUUUGUGCUGAACCUUGCCUUCCAGGAGACCUUUGACCUGGAGUUGCACCCCCACAUGGACAACUGCCCCUACGACAGCCUGACCAUUCGGUCGGGCGGUCAGCAGUGGGGGCCUCUUUGUGGGAAGACUCUGCCCGACCCCAUCGAGACCAAGAGCCCCGUGGCCGAGAUCAUCUUCAUCAGCGACAAGUCUGGGGACAACAUCGGCUGGAAGAUUCACUACACCUCCAAGGGUACCCCAUGCCCCAUGGUGGUGGAACCAGCACACGGAUUCAUCGAGCCAGUUCAGGACUCUUACUCCUUUAAGGACCAGGUGGUGUUCUUCUGUAACACUGGCUAUAGGUUAAUUCAGGAGGAAGACAACGAGGUGGUGCCCUCGCUGCAGAUGGCCUGCCAAAGCGACGGCACGUGGAGCAGGAUGGCGCCCAGCUGCCGCAUCGUCGACUGCGGUCCCCCGUUGGCGCUUGACAACGGCAGAGGCACGGAAGCCGACUCCACGACGUUCCAAGCAAGCGUGGACUACGCCUGCGACGAGCCCUACUACAACCUCCGCUCCAAACGCGCCACGAAGUUCGUUUGCAAUGAGACGGGCGUGUGGAUGAACCCAGAAACGGGAGAGAAGAAGCCGUACUGUGAGCCCGUGUGCGGCCGCCCGCGCAAGCCGCUGGCCGGCGCGUCGGACCGCAACAUGGCAGGGCGCGAGCGCAUCGCGGGGGGCACCCCCGCGGCUCGUGGCGCGUGGCCGUGGAUGGCGGCGCUCUACCAGCUGAGGGGCCGCCCGUCCUGCGGAGGAUCCCUCGUUGGGGAGCGGUGGAUCGUGACGGCGGCGCACUGCCUCUUCACGCGGCACUUCGAGAAUCAGCCGACGCCGGUCUCGGCCAGCGGCAUCCACAUCAAGCUCGGCAAGCACAACACCUUGCGCCCGACGCCGGGCGAGCUGGACCUGAAGGUGGCGAACUACGUGGUGCACCCCGAGUUCGACGCGCAGACGCUGCGGAACGACAUCGCCGUGCUCGAGCUGGAGCGCAACGUGCGCGUCACCGACCUCAUCGCGCCCGUGUGCCUCCCGGACGACCGCGUCCAGACACUCACCACGCCAGGCACCAUGCUCGCUGUGACCGGGUGGGGUAAAGAGUUCCUCUCCAAAUACCCGGAAACUCUCAUGCAGACGGAAGUGCCGCUCGUGGAUAACACCACCUGCCAGGAGGCCUACAGCCAGACGGUCCCGUCCCACGUCAUCUCGGAGGACAUGCUGUGUGCCGGCUUCCACAACGGCGGGCAAGACGCCUGUCAGGGCGACUCGGGGGGGCCGCUGGUGGUGAAGGACCCGUCUGGCGAUUGGCUGCUGACCGGCGUGGUGUCGUGGGGCGAGGGCUGCGGGGCGGUGGGCGCCUACGGAGUCUAUUCGCGCGUGGAGCACGCUCUGCCCUGGAUCCUCUCCAUCAUUCAAUCUCCGUGACGACCGCCACCACCCCUCCCCCCCCCCCACCAACACCCUGCUCCCCCUUCUGGCGGCACCUCAACGCCAGGUGACCCUCCCCUCACUUCUUCAGCCGUGGCGCAGCGCCCGCCUCACCAAAUGUGUUUGGCUGCGACGUGGGGGAGGCUUGAUUCAUGCGUCGUUUAAUUCGGUGCUUCCCAGCCCAAUGUAAUUAGAACAAAAAUUCUCCCAGCAUUCAUUCAUUCGGGUCGGAUGGGCUGCAGCGCUAAUUGCAAAAGCCCACGGCCGAUCGCGGGCCCUGCUUGCACCGACACGUGGCUGGCGCUCGUCCGCAAUGCCAGCCCUGAGCCGGUCGCGGAAAUUCCACAUUUGUAUGUCAGGGACGAGUGUAGAACUUGGGUUGAACUCGCGUUCGAAUGAGCGUGGGGAGGGGUAGGAGGGGGGGGGGGGGGUCCUCAACACCGUUCAUGUCUCUGAGGCCAGUGGCGGACAUUUCGAAUUUCUCCAAUGGAGGGCUUCUCCCUCUGGAGGUUAAAACCACUGCUGUUGGAUUUUUUUUAAUUCUCAUCAAGCGGUGUUCAUCGGUGGCACGAUGGGCUAAGUCGACCCUCGCCGGGAUUCAAUACUCGUGCUAUUCGGAUGGGGCUCACCCACCGCAACACCAUGUGGCCAAAUUAAUAAUUUAAUAAACACCUCCCCUUGCAAAUAAACCCAACCCCCCCCCAUGCUCCAGCAGUUUUCCACGCUUAGCGUUCACCGAUUGCCUUCAUUCAAGGCAGUAGCAGUCACGCGCACACCGCAGCGAGCCCCGUGUUGGUGUUUGCAGAGCGGUGGAUCGUGCUGGUGUGCACAAGUAUAGGACAGUUGUGGAGAAACCCGUGGAUUAUUUCGACGAUGCUGUCCCUCUAAAGUUCGUCGGGCGAACCUCGUGCGAAUCCUGAGUUCCCCGAGUGAGGCGAUUUGCACCACUGUUUUAUUUUUUUUAAAAGCACUGCAGGUAGGCCGAGCUUAAGGGGAGAGGGGGGAAAUGCUGCAUCAGAGCACUGAAUCGGCACCACUGUGAACCUGGGUUCGAAUCCUGGCUUCAGGCACUCGUGAUUGAACCGGGUUUCUCGGGUUCGUAAGAUAAUGGUCGCAGAUCGGUCACCAGUAACUGCCCAAACUUGGGCUUAUCACUUAAUUUUAGCACGAUUAGCACGGUUUGGUUACUUACGGUACGAAAUCAUUUCAACCCACAUACAUACAAUUCGGCUUGUUCUCCCUCCCAUGAUGAUAACAAUAUAGGGUUUGAUUCAUACGCGACGGACACCAUUUUGUUAGGCCUUAUGGAAGGUGUGCCCCGAAGGGAGAUAAGAGGCCUUGUUAGGUAACUUCAAAACUAGUUCCAGGACAUCAACUUCCAGGUUCAUUUUUUUGUUUUUUACACGGGAUAGUGCACUGCUAGCUUUGAGAGUUCAGAAUGUAAAGUUUGAUUUCUUGUUCCACGCCUGCAUUGCUACGGUCGGAUUGUGACUGCGAGAAGACAAAACAGAGGGCACAGCUUCUCCUGGAGCUGUAAUUUUGUUAACAUCAUCAUGAGCCAUGAUCAAUCCGCUGCUGGAUGAAGGUCUUCCCAAGCCCUUGCCAUCUUUCAUGGUCCUACGGUGUAAUCAUCCACUCAGCACCUGCAACACGAGCUUAUUUCAACGCUCCAUCUCCCAGGCGUACGUACCUCUCCGAUGCGUUACAAUUCCAAGCUGCCACUCCGUAUUAUUAGCCAUCGGCCAUCAUCCCUUCUCGCGACGUCUCCUGCCUCACCCCGCUGACUCUUAUUAACAGUGUGAAUGAUGUCAUUAACCUGCGUACGCUCACUAAUUUACGCGUUCCUCCAAUCCGUCUCGCGAUGUAAUUCCAAGCACGCAUCUCUCUGUUAUUUUUUUCAGCCAAUUUUAAAUGUUUCUUCCACUUUAAUUAUUAUUAAUAUUUGUGUUACAUAUCCCAUUAUACCUCCGCAGAAACACACCACAUUAUGAGGUUUAACCUAAAAUAAUCACCCAAAUUGGUGAAAGGCUGUUCAUUAAUGGUUACCCACCAUCCAACUCCCCCCCAGCCAGCGUACCCAUAAUGGUCAGGAUUAACCCCGAACCCUUAGCCCUUAUUAAUUUCACAGGCUGCUUGGGCAGACGGCUCGCUCACAGGCAGGCAGGGGCACCGCACCACACUAUGGACGUGCAGUGGCCGGAAAGAGAAAACAUCACAGAGCAUCAAGGGAAUAAAAAAAAUCGAAAUCCCGCUGAACGGAAUUACGUCCGCGUGGUGGUGCUUUUAUAUGUCCUCGCUGUCCCAGUUAGAUGGGGCAUUUCAUUCAAUUCGGUGCGCUGUCCUGCGCAAUGAGUCUGGCCUUAUUAAAACCAGCCACUCCAUCCACUCCCCCCCCCACCUCCGUGUCUCCCCGCACUCUCCGAACCACUUAGGUCACCCACGGUGAGGACUCCGUCUUGCCACACCGAUCGUUUCGUCUCAUCCAUUACCGUAUUCAGCCACCACACACACACGGCAGGGCACAACAACACGCUCAUGCAGCCACUCAUCCACCCACCCACUCGCUCGCUCACCUCCUCACCCACUCGCCACGCUGCAGGUCACCUCGGUUCCCUUUCUGCUACUUCCCAUGCACUGCUUCCUACUUCGGUAUUCCUUCCUCGCAUCAACAUUUUUUUUUGGUGCGUGUUUAUCUUGUUGUCCUUCCCCUGCGCCUCCGAUUCCCGCGGGUUGGCUGCGUUCGGCGCGAAAGAAGUUCAACCUGCGUACACACACUAUCGUCACUGUCGCUUUAUCCCCGAGCUCUUACAACAAUAACCUCGGCUCAAUUCGAGGAACGCGUUAACUAACUCUUGACCUGUUACGACUCUGACAGCGCAAGUUUGUCGCUGGCCGCUUGACGCUUCGGGCGACUGUGGGUGGUAAGUUAAAUAAAAACAACCCAUGACCGCCCCGCGGCUAAUGGCCCGAGUGGUGGGCAGCGGGGGGUGCUUUGGGGUGGCCGUGCGUGCGGCCAAUACCGAAUUGGGCGGCAAGGCGGAACGCCGCGGCCGGAACGCGAGCGCCCGACACGCGCCGCGUGUGAUUCCCAUUGCGCGGCCAGUGACAUUUUUCCGACAUUUCGCUCAAACGCGGUUUUUGCGCUUGCGCCUCCACCGCCGGAGUCCAGCCUCCAAAGGCGGCCGAGUCGGCGUGACUUUCCCGAAGGCCCGAAGGGCGCUUUCGUGACAUUCCGCGACCACUGCCCCCCACCCACCCCCACCCGUCAAC
Molecule: messenger RNA, 5707 nt
Organism: Petromyzon marinus (sea lamprey)
Lineage: Eukaryota; Metazoa; Chordata; Hyperoartia; Petromyzontiformes; Petromyzontidae
Source: RefSeq, a predicted model, not a curated record